This is a messenger RNA of Ruditapes philippinarum (Manila clam), 661 nucleotides long. RefSeq lists its product as uncharacterized. NCBI's taxonomy places the organism in Eukaryota, Metazoa, Mollusca, Bivalvia, Venerida, Veneridae. The transcript has 4 exons. The record is from RefSeq and is a predicted model, not a curated record. Bases 8 to 661 code for a protein of 217 amino acids.
UCAGUCUAUGGUGAGCGAAUGUAAACACCACCAGUGUGACAAAAGACAGCGAUGCUCACCUCUCGGUAAUGGCGCGUAUAAAUGCGUCAAUAUCACAUGCGAUCACACACGACAUGUUAACGGAGAUGAUCAAUCUGGCACGAGCAUUGCUGGGACUAACAGUUCAUACGUGUUAACGUGCCCAGAUAACAUGUUCCUCAGUGGUGACACGAGCAUAACGUGUCUCCUAAAUGGGGAGUGGUCGGUACCAGAAGCUACUUGCAUGGCGACAACAAUUGGAACAGCGUGUACAAGUAACUCUGACUGUAAUGAGUCCGAGGCAAUAUGUAACCAAGGUUACUGUUUUUGUAACCGAUUCUACCGAUAUGACCCUGAUUCCAAAGAAUGUAUGAAAGUUUGUACAGUAUUGACCAACUCUUUUUCGUUCACCAAGGGAAUGCGUGUGGCAGGCUUUAAUGACCGCGGGUUUUCACCACAAACUUUCACUGAUUGCCAAACACUAUGUAUAGAUGAUACAGACUGUGUGUCGUUUGAAUAUAAUACGGAAUCAGGCAGAUGUAGGAGAAGUUCUCUUUCAAAACAAAUGGUGCAAGAUGCUUUGCCUGAUUUCAUUUUAUAUGACAAUGAAAAAGUUGAUUUCUAUGACAGAGAGUGUUUAUAA